GUUGGGAAACUGUUAUGAAAUGGACAUUGGCAGUUUUCUUCAGAAGGUUCUUUUUGAAUACAACACAUGGAAUAAAAUAGUGUCAAUAGUAAUCUUAAUUAAGCCCACGCAUUUUGAAGAAUUUUAGAGAAGACGCAGCGUUCGGAAUUGACUCACCAAUAAAAUCCUCCGUCCAUAUUUGGCGCUACUGUAAUUGAUGCAUUAGAGACCAAAAAAGUACCUGCGCCAUGGAAGAAUUGCACGGUAACGAGGAGAUUAGAGUAUCAGCGAGGACAAUAAGCCCUUGGAGGAAGAAGGAUGUGCGUGGUCUCGUACCCUUCAUACUCAUUAUCUGCGGCACUCUCGUUUACUACCACUGUGUUUAUCGGAAUUCCAGUAUCGUCUCUCUCGUCUCUGAUGUCUUUAUUGUAAUCCUUUGCUCCCUUGCUAUUCUCGGACUCCUGUUUCGCCAGAUGAACAUUUCGGUUCCUGUGGAUCCAUUAGAAUGGCAGAUCUCACAGAACACUGCUAAUCGCGUGCUUGCUUGCCUUGCUAAUACUAUCGGCGCCGCUGAGUCUGUUCUCCGCGUUUCCGCUACGGGACAUGAUAAACGCUUGUUCGUUAAGCUUGUGGUUACUCUUUAUGCGCUAUCAGUUUUGGGAAGGAUAGCAUCAGGUGUUACUAUUGCCUAUGCCGGACUCUGCUUGCUUUGCCUUUACAUGCUUGUUGAGAAUUCUCAACUGAUCAGCACAUGUUUGUCGAGUCAACUAAGGAGAAAGGGCUCAAGAGAAACAGUUCAGAGCGACUAGGGUGUUUUGUUAAGUCUCCUGGUUUGUAGAUAGACCAACAAAGGUAAUGAAGGAAUAGGAACAGAUUAUAGUACCAUUGUAAAAAAAGGAAAUGAUGUAAUUGAUUCAUAUGUUCUAGCUGUUCGUGUUUUGAUUCUCUAUUGAAAAAUGUGAAUUCUUUGUGUGCAGCCUUGUGAUUUCCUUGCAUAUCUCUGUAAAUAUAUUCCCAGUCCUAAGAUAACUGGUUCCCCAGGUAACAAGGAUACAAGUUAGUUCUAGUGUGCAAAUAUUUUAGCUUUUC
Messenger RNA from Solanum dulcamara, 1068 nucleotides. RefSeq names its product reticulon-like protein B22. The record is from RefSeq and is a predicted model, not a curated record. NCBI's taxonomy places the organism in Eukaryota, Viridiplantae, Streptophyta, Magnoliopsida, Solanales, Solanaceae. The transcript has 3 exons. The coding region runs from base 228 to 788 and encodes 186 amino acids.